Messenger RNA from Funneliformis geosporum, 1206 nucleotides. NCBI's taxonomy places the organism in Eukaryota, Fungi, Glomeromycota, Glomeromycetes, Glomerales, Glomeraceae. The record is from the annotation of a GenBank genome assembly.
AUGCUUUAUUCAACUGAAGAUUGUCAAGAAUGUCAAAUAAAACAAGAAAAUGAAAUUUUGGCACUUGAGGCAAUUUAUCCUCAAGAUUUCACAUACACAGAAAACCAUGGAAAUUCUCCACGUUACCAAGGAUCUCUCACGAUUCGAAUAUCAACUCCACAUGAAAUUAUGAUAUAUUUUACCGGUGGUAAAAAUUCAACUAACGAUCUGCCACUUAAAGUUCGAUAUUUACCACCGGUCAAAAUCAUAUUUUCGAUGCCAAGCGAUUACCCUAUCGAGGAGUCCUUACAUUUUGAGCUUGAAUGUUGUUGGAUGCGAUGUGAAUGGAUAAGAUUAUUGGAAGAAGAACUUUUAAAAAUUUGGGAAGAAGAGAGAGAUGCGGCCAAAAAUCAAGAUUUUAUCAAUGAUCAUUUUACUUGUGGGAUUUGUCUUGAAGAAAAACAUGGUGAUAAAUGUUAUCGAAUUAAUUCAUGUCAACAUGUAUUUUGUCAAAUUUGUCUUCGUGAAUAUUUUGAAAUCCUAAUUCGGGAAGGAUCUGUAAUACAAGUCAAAUGUCCUGAUCUUGGUUGCAAGUUACAGAAUAAAUUAACUAAAGAAGAAAUGUCAGAAAUUGUCGGUCCUGAAAUGUCACAAAGAUACGUCGAUCUAUUAGAAAAACAAAAAUUAGAGACGGAUCCUUUGGUGACUUAUUGUCCUCGUAAAGUAUGUCAGGCACCUGUGAAAAAAGAUUCAUCUGUUGAGAAAUUAUGUGUUUGUACAAAAUGUACAUUUGCCUUUUGUUGGUUCUGUCAACGAACUUGGCAUGGAGUUGGUGUACCAUGUGCGAUAAGCAAUAUCAAAAAGGUCGUUCAAGAAUAUAUGGCAGCUGAUGAAGCUACCAAAUCUAUGUUUGAACUUCGUUAUGGAACGAAGAAUAUAGAAAAGUUGGUCAAAGAUGCUCAAGAAGAAAUGGAAACUGAUAAAUGGAAGAAGUCAAACACUCAAAAAUGUCCACAAUGCGAAGCUGCUAUUGAGAAAUCCAUGGGAUGUAAUCAUAUGCUAUGUACGCGUUGUCAAACACACUUUUGUUAUCUAUGUGGAAACUGGGUAGAUCCUAAGGAACCUUAUCGCCAUUUUAAUAAUGUCAACACUUCUUGUAACCAACGUUUAUUUGAUGGUGUGAAUGUGGAUGACUUUGAGUUGGCAGAUGAUUUUAUACUUGUUUAA